GGCAACCACCGCGCAGGAUCGCAUCCCCUCCUCACCUUCGCCGCCUCCCUCCCUCCCCCCUCCCCAACCCUGACACUCGUUCCAGCUGUGGGCGCAUCCCGUUCACCACCUCUCCCUCUUCUGCCCAAGCUGGCUGGCCUUGCGUCGGCGCUGUGUCCUUGCUUCUGGGUGCCCCCCCUCCCCUCCCCUCCCCUCCCUACUCCGCCCGGGCGUGCCUCACCCCCCUUCAUCGUCAGCCAAGGGGGUCCUCAGCCCCUUCCCCUUUCUAGAGCCUCCAAGAGAGACACGGUCUGAGAAGGGGGUCUGAGAAACAGACGCCGAAGGAGAAGGUGGUACAGCGGCGGCUGCUUGGAACGCCGUGGUGCUGAAACGGACAGCUCCUUGUCACCGGCAAUGCGUUGACUCGCCUUGGGCUGCCCCCUUCCUCUCUCGCAUCCAGAAGUCGUGGGAAGGGGAAUAUCUCAGGACUUCCUACUGCCCUCUUUCUCCCACCCCCAUUCCCCAGCUGUCCCCCUUCCUCCUCCUCAGCCCUUCCUUCCACCAUCCACGGGCAGGGACUGCUUGCCUCGGAUGCUGCCGCAGCUUCCCAAAGCUGCCAUGCCUUGACAUCCUUCUUGACCCAGCAGCUUCCAUGGCGGUUGCCAGGAAAAUCAAAACUUUAUUGACGGUGAACAUUUUGGUUUUCGUGGGCAUCAUCCUUUUCUCGGUCUACUGCAGGAUCCAGGACCGCUCCCAGGAGCUGGUGCAAAUCGUCCGGAACGCCGACCGACGGAUGAGGGGACGGAAUGCCAAAGUGGGAGCUGUGCUGGACAGGGAAGCCAUCCUGCAACGGUUGGAUCAUCUGGAGGAAGUGGUGUACAACCAACUCAAUGGUCUAGCCAAGCCAAUGGGAUUAGUUGAAGGCCCAGGAGGCUUGGGCCAAGGAGGAAUGGCUGCCACCCUGAGAGACGACAGCCAUGAAUCUGAAACAAAAUAUGAAGAAUAUGGUUACAACGCACAACUGAGCGAUCGGAUUUCAUUGGACAGAUCUAUUCCAGACUACAGACCCAAAAAGUGCAAACAGAUGUCCUAUCCCGAGGACCUCCCCCAAAUCUCGGUGGUCUUUAUUUUUGUAAACGAAGCCUUGUCGGUCAUCCUACGCUCAGUUCACAGCGUGGUGAAUCACACGCCGUCCCACUUGCUCAAGGAAGUCAUUCUGGUGGACGACAACAGCGACAACGUUGAGCUGAAGUUUAAUUUGGACCAAUAUGUCCACAAACGAUACCCAGGUUUGGUGAAAAUAGUUCGCAAUAAUAAACGAGAGGGGUUGAUCCGAGCAAGAAUCCAAGGAUGGAAAGCUUCAACGUCUCCAAUUGUUGGUUUUUUCGAUGCUCACGUUGAAUUCAACACCGGCUGGGUGGAGCCAGCCCUGACUCGGAUUAAAGAGGACCGCAAACGGAUUGUUUUACCUGCUAUAGACAACAUCAAGUACAAUACUUUCGAAGUGCAACAGUAUGCCAAUGCUGCCCACGGCUACAAUUGGGGUCUUUGGUGCAUGUACAUCAUCCCACCGCAGGACUGGCUGGACAGAGGAGAUGAGUCUGCACCUAUCAGGACACCAGCCAUGAUUGGGUGUUCGUUUGUGGUGGAUAGAGAGUACUUCGGAGAGAUUGGCCUGCUUGAUCCUGGCAUGGAGGUUUACGGAGGAGAAAACAUUGAACUCGGUAUGAGGGUCUGGCAGUGUGGCGGGAGCAUGGAAGUCCUGCCUUGUUCCCGGGUGGCUCAUAUUGAACGCACCAAGAAACCUUACAACAACGACAUUGACUAUUACGCAAAGCGCAAUGCCCUACGUGCUGCUGAAGUGUGGAUGGACGACUUCAAAUCCCACGUGUACAUGGCAUGGAACAUACCAAUGACGAACCCUGGCGUUGACUUUGGAGAUGUGUCAGAAAGGGUUGCUUUACGGCAACGUCUGCAGUGCCGGAGUUUUAAGUGGUACUUGGAGAACGUCUAUCCUGAAAUGAGGGUUUACAACAACACCAUCACCUACGGAGAGGUACGCAACAGCAAAGCUAGUGGCUACUGCUUGGACCAGGGUGCAGAAGAUGACAAUAAAGCAAUCCUCUAUCCAUGCCACGGAAUGUCUUCCCAGCUCGUCCGUUACAGCACCGAAGGAUUGUUGCAAUUGGGCCCGUUGGGAUCCACAGCGUUCCUACCCGACUCAAAAUGUCUCAUAGAUGAUGGGAAAGGAAGGACCCCAGCACUGAAGAAAUGCGAAGAUACGCUGAGACCAACCCAGCGACUCUGGGACUUCACACAGAACGGACCCAUCAUCAACCGAGAUACUGGACGGUGUCUAGAAGUAGAAAUGUCAAAAGAUGCCAACUUUGGACUUAGAUUGGUAGUACAGAGAUGCUCGGGGCAAAAAUGGAUGAUCAGAAACUGGAUAAAACAUGGAAGGCAUUGAUUUCCAAAGCUUCAAAGGACAAGGACUUCUCUUCUCCAAAUCCCAUGUGCUUAAUCUCUCCAAUGGUCGUAGAUUAAGUAGGAUUCCGAUGAAGAAACCAUGAUGGCUCUAAGAAGGAGGCCAGAGUACAAUUUUGGGGGUGUUAUUCUUACUUUUUUUUUUUUUUAAGGAACAAUGUGGCCUUGUCGAUGUCGAAAAAGCUGACAUGUCAAGGAAAAGACUAAUCUAGGACUCGUUCCUUUUAUAGACUUAGUUGGGUUGACUCUAAAGGAGGUUCCAUCUAGUGAACCUUCUCACCUGCCUCAUGUCAAUCAGAAGUGACCGCCCCCCUCAACCGUUCCUUGUGUCAUUGGGCGACCAAGAAAGUUUUCUCGUGUUUCUUUCUGAUGGAUAAGAGAGAGAGAGAGAAUAGACAAUAGAAUCAAACUUUGCUUUGGGUCUCAUGGAAUUGCGGGUGGGAGAAAGAACAGGGAGGGUAGCCAUAUUGGGGAUGGAUUUGGUAGGAUGGAUGGAUCUCGUGCCUCGCUGAAGACGCUCCUGUUCCAGGCGGAUUUUGUAGCUUUAAAUUGCUGGCUGGCUGCACACAACCCUUUUGUGGUGAACAGACCCAUGUGCCUUGUCUACUUGUGCUUCCUAUCCUGGGGAACUGGGAAGUCACACACAACUUCAGCAUGUCUGAUGAACUCUUUCAAAAGCACCCCAAAAGGCAACAGCGAAUACCCUGUAAAUAAAUUACACUGCCCUUCCCCCACCCCACCCCACCCCACCCCACCCCCCACAAAAUACACGAUCUGUUUCCAGCAAGUUGACUUGGACGCCGGCUGAUCACAAGAGUGUCGCAAUUUCUUGGAACGGGAAGAUGGAUGUUGUGCGUUUCGGCCCUACCGUCACAUCAACCUGCAGAAGGGAUGCUGGGAGGCGAGAGGUGCUUUGAUUGGGGUGGGGUGGGGUGGAGGGGUCUAUCACACCUGCGAUGUUCAAACGGUUACCUGCAACCCCAGGUUUAAAGGGGCCACUUCUUAGGGACUUUCCAAACAUUUCUGUCAAAUUGUAAUUUUUUCCCCCCAAAUGGGUUGGAAUAAGGGGCAAUAUUCAAUGUCCUGGGGGAUUCAUCCCAUCGGCUGCAUUUCAUUCAUCUGGCAUUAAAUUUUAAUUGACCGUA
Molecule: messenger RNA, 3608 nt
Organism: Pantherophis guttatus
Lineage: Eukaryota; Metazoa; Chordata; Lepidosauria; Squamata; Colubridae
Gene: GALNT9
Product: polypeptide N-acetylgalactosaminyltransferase 9
Biological process (GO): protein O-linked glycosylation
Cellular component (GO): Golgi apparatus
Molecular function (GO): polypeptide N-acetylgalactosaminyltransferase activity
Source: RefSeq, a predicted model, not a curated record